Marasmius oreades (fairy-ring Marasmius) is the source of this 1032-nucleotide messenger RNA. RefSeq lists its product as uncharacterized. NCBI's taxonomy places the organism in Eukaryota, Fungi, Basidiomycota, Agaricomycetes, Agaricales, Marasmiaceae. The transcript is spliced from 2 exons. The record is from RefSeq and is a predicted model, not a curated record. Bases 1 to 1032 code for a protein of 343 amino acids.
AUGGAACAUUCACGAAAUGUUCUGAACACUGUACUUUUGCCCCGACCUCGUCCUAUAAGACUUCCCCCUAUCACAGGCCCAUACCCCCCACCACCGCUUCCUUCCUCAACUCCGAGUGAUGACGAGGGUGUACCCCCUCUCCAUAUCGCUCUUUCAUGUCCGCCCAGAUCCACCCCAUCUGCCAACAAACGAUGUCAGCCGCCACCUUCUGAUGCUGACAAAAUGACUUCUACUCAUGCAAAGAAGCUGAAAAACGCGAUGGAACCUGUUUCGAGGUCAACCAAACAUACUGGCAACAAUGGGAAAGACAAAGACGAACGAGUACCAAAGAAGGGAAAGGGGAGGACAACAGAUGCCAUGCAGUAUAGCAACAAUAAGAUGCAUCAACUUCUGGAUCUGUUCCAGAAGUAUCUUCCAAUGGGUACUUGUGGAUGGGAAGCUGUCUUACAGGAGUACAAUAAAUGGGCGAAGAAAAAUGGAUAUACGGAAUGGGAAUGGCAACCACUACAAACCAAGUGGAGUAAUAUGGUCAAGAUUGCUACUGAACAUCCCACAGGAGAUGCAGACUGCCUCGAAAUAUAUGAGGAAGUCAUUGUUGCUGACAACAAGGUAAACAAGUGGGUUGUGGUUGGGGAACUUCAGGACAGCUCCGAGUCUGAGGAUGGCAAUGACAGAAAGCCGGUGAUCGACAUCUCCUCAGAUGAAGAGCAGGGUUCUGUAGUGGAGGUCAAGAAAGAGAAGGGGAUGGGAAAAGAGAAGAGAAACAACAAAGGACUAGCCACGACAAAGGCGUUUCGUAUCGAAGCACCCCUUCCUUCUAACAGCAACAGUAAUGGAAGUCGGACGUCUCAUGCUUGGAAGGCUACAGAGGUUCUACAGAGUAUAGCAGCAGCAGCAGAUCCCCAACACCAGCAUCAACUUCAGGAGCAGUGUACAUCGAGCACCCUUCAAGUCAUCCAGUACCAACACCUUCAGUCUCAAGUUUCGAGCCUUAGACAGCAGGUUAGUGAGCUCACUAACCGACUCCAAUAG